UCAUGUUUUUGUUUUGCUUCAGUUCAUUUAAGAUGCAAAGAUCACAGUCAUAUGAAUCCAGCUGUGUGUCCAUGAAGAGUGACCGGUCAAUGGAUCCUCCACGUAACUUCAGUGGACACACUGAUCCUGGCUUUAGACCAGAUCCUCCAGACCCCAGCUGUGUGUCCAUGAAGAGUGACUGGUCAAUGGAUCCUCCACGCAACUUCAGCGGACACACUGAUCUUGGGUUUAGACGGGACCCUCCAGGAUCCAGCUGUGUGUCCAUGAAGAGUGACUGGUCAAUGGAUCCUCCACGUAACUUCAGUGGACACACUGAUCCUGGCUUUAGACGGGACCCUCCAGACCCCAGCUGUGUGUCCAUGAAGAGUGACUGGUCAAUGGAUCCUCCAGUUAACUUUAGUGGACACACUGAUCCUGGGUUUAGACCAGAUCCUCCAGACCCCAGCUGUGUGUCCAUGAAGAGUGACUGGUCAAUGGAUCCUCCACGUAACUUUAGUGGACACACUGAUCCUGGGUUUAGACGGGACCCUCCAGACCCCAGCUGUGUGUCCAUGAAGAGUGACUGGUCAAUGGAUCCUCCACGUAACUUUAGUGGACACACUGAUCCUGGGUUUAGACCAGAUCCUCCAGACCCCAGCUGUGUGUCCAUGAAGAGUGACUGGUCAAUGGAUCCUCCACGUAACUUUAGUGGACACACUGAUCCUGGCUUUAGCAGUAGCCCUCAAUAUACUGAAGCCCUCAAGACCUUUAGAUCAAAUUUGAGGAAGAAGUUUCAGUGUCUUUAUGAGGGAACAGCAAAGCAGGGAAACCCAACACUGCUGAAUGAGAUCUUCACUGAUCUCUACAUCACAGAGAGUGAUUGUGGAGAGAUCAAUAAUGAGCAUGAGGUGAGACAGAUUGAGACUCAAUCCAGGAGAGCAGCAACAGAGGACACACCGAUCAAAUACACAGAUAUCUUUAGACCUUUACCUGGACAAGACAAACCCAUCAGAACUGUGCUGACAAAAGGAGUCGCUGGCAUUGGAAAAACAGUCUCUGUGCAGAAGUUCAUCCUGGACUGGGCCGAAGGGACGGAGAAUCAGGAGAUCCAGCUCAUGUUUCCACUUCCUUUCAGAGAGCUCAACUUAAUGAAGGACAAAACACUCAGUCUUUCAGAGCUUCUUCAUAUCUUUUUCCCUGAGACAACAGAAAUGAAACCAUUCAGUGAUGAAAGUAAAGUUGUCUUUGUUUUUGAUGGUCUGGACGAGUGUCGUCUGUCUCUGGAUUUUAAUGUGAAACUGUGUAAUAUAUCUGAAUCCGCCUCAGUGGACGUGCUGCUGACGAACCUCAUUGCAGGGAAUCUGCUUCCCUCGUCUCUCAUCUGGAUCACCUCCAGACCAGCAGCAGCCGAUCUCGUCCCCUCUGAGUGUGUGCAUCGAGUGACUGAGGUACGAGGAUUCAAUGAUCCACAGAAGGAGGAAUACUUCAGGAAGAGAAUCAGUGAUCAGAGUCUGGCCGAUAAAAUCAUCACACACCUGAAGUCAUCAAGGAGCCUCUUCAUCAUGUGCCACAUCCCUGUGUUUUGCUGGAUCUCAGCCACUGUUUUAGAGAAGAUGUUGAGUAAUGCAGAGAGUGGAGCGAUUCCCAAGACUCUCACUCAAAUGUACACACACUUCCUGAUCAUUCAGACGAAUAUCAAACAUGAGAAGGACUAUGAGAAGAAAGUGAAGGAUGAAGACAUGAUCCUCAAACUGGGAAAACUGGCCUUUCAGCAGCUUGUGAAAGGCAAUCUGAUCUUCUAUGAGGAAGACCUGAGAGAGUGUGGCAUUGAUGAGACCGAAGCAUCAGUUUACUCAGGAUUGUGCACUCAGAUCUUCAGAGAGGAGUUGGGCUUGUAUCAGGGGAAAGUCUUCUGCUUUGUUCAUCUGAGCAUUCAGGAGCAUCUAGCAGCUCUUUAUGUGCUUCUUUCAUUCCUGCUGUACAAGAGGGAUGUGCUCGAUGAAAACCUCAGCUCAAAACAUGCACACAAGUUCACGUGUUACACGAUAUCUGACCUGCACCAGAGAGCCGUGGACAAGGCUCUGCAGAGUAGAAAUGGACAUCUGGAUCUUUUCCUGCGGUUUCUUCUGGGUCUCUCGCUGGAGUCCAAUCAGAAGCUCCUGAAAGGCCUUCUGACGCAUGUUAGAAACAUCUCGUACAAUGAAGAGAAAACAAUUGAAUACAUUAAAACGAGAAUAAGAAUGAAUCCCUCACCCGAGAAAUACAUCAAUCUGUUCCACUGUUUAAAUGAACUGCGUGAUCUUUCUCUCGUAAAUGAAAUCCAGGAGUGUCUCGGAUCUGGAGGUCUUUCAAGCACCAGAUUGUCCUCGUCACAGUGGUCAGCUGUUGUCUUUGUUUUAUUAACUUCCGAGUGUUUGGAUGAGUUUGAAUUAAGGAAAUACAUAAGCACCAAUCAAGGCCAAAACCACACAUCACCCAAUGAAGUACUUCAGAAGCUCUUGCCUGUAGUUGAAGCCUCCAGAUCAGCAAAGUUGUGUGGGUGUAAGAUCACAGAUGAAGGUUGUGCUGCUCUGGCUUCAGCUCUGAGAUUAAACUCACACCUCAGAGAACUGGAUCUGACUGGGAAUAUAAUAGGAGAUAAAGGUCUGAAGUUGCUCUCUGAUGGACUGAAGGAUCCUCACUGUAAACUGGAGAAACUGGAGUUGAGAUGGUGUGAGAUCACAGAUGAAGGUUGUGCUGCUCUGGUUUCAGCUCUGAGAUCAAACUCACACCUCAGAGAACUGAAUCUGUCUGCGAAUAUAAUAGGAGAUAAAGGUGUGAAGCUGCUCUCUGAUGGACUGAAGGAUCCUCACUGUAAACUGGAGAAACUGACGUUGAGAUGUUGUGAGAUCACAGAUGAAGGUUGUGCUGCUCUGACUUCAGCUCUGAGAUCAAACUCACACCUCAGAGAACUGGAUCUGACAUGGAAUAAAAUAGGAGAUGCAAGUGUGAAGAGUCUCUCUGCUUUAAAAGAUAAUCCACAUUAUAAACUGGAGACAUUGAGUGAUGAUGAAUUCUGGUGAAUAUGGAGCCACUAUAGAGACAUCAUCAUCAACACUGAAGUCACGUGACCUUUACUGGAUUUACUGUAUAUAAAUGUACAUUCAUUUUUUUGUAUAAUAUCUAAUAAAGUCUUCCUCUCAUUUAUAUAUUAGUGAAUUGGUGUUUUUUAUCAGCCGUCUCCGUGAAGUGAGCAGCUCAACACACUCACUACAUUAACAGUAAUGAACUUCAGAGCCGAGUUUCAUCUGUGUUUCGGGGAACUGGAUGUUUAAUCGGGUUUAAUGAUGAUGAUGCUUAUAAUGUCUUUGUCAAAAGUCUUCCUGAGAUUUGAUUGAAGCUCAUCUGAAGAGGA
Rhinichthys klamathensis goyatoka is the source of this 3373-nucleotide messenger RNA. RefSeq names its product NLR family CARD domain-containing protein 3-like. NCBI's taxonomy places the organism in Eukaryota, Metazoa, Chordata, Actinopteri, Cypriniformes, Leuciscidae. The transcript is spliced from 12 exons. The coding region runs from base 3 to 3041 and encodes 1012 amino acids. The record is from RefSeq and is a predicted model, not a curated record. Gene Ontology annotation, molecular function: protein binding.